Messenger RNA from Cuscuta epithymum, 13128 nucleotides. Lineage: Eukaryota; Viridiplantae; Streptophyta; Magnoliopsida; Solanales; Convolvulaceae. The record is from the annotation of a GenBank genome assembly.
CCUGAACAACAAUUUACGAAACAGUUUUUUUGACUUACUGAAAACACUAAGAGAGGUCAAAGCGCCAUUGGCCCAUUUUUAUGGUAAAACACAAUUUCCCAAACACCCCUGUUGAGGUUUAUUCCUUCAACCCUCGGGUCCAACACGUAAGCCCAAGGAUUUCGAGUGGAGUGUGUGUGAAUAUUUAGCCCAACAAGCAGAUGAUAUGGAUCAAAUAGAACAAUAAGUAGCAAGUAGUGAUUAGGUAUUAUUAUCUCUUAAUAACUCCCUAAUACAAUACUUUUUGCUAAGGCUCCGUCGGCCGUUCGUCUUACAAGGCAGUAGAAAUGCUGCGAGUAAGAAUGCUAUAGCUAAAGUGCUAAGAAUAGAAAGUUGCCAACCCUUUACAAUGAAAUAAAUGCUUCUAUUUAUACCCACCAAUGGGCAGGUGGCUACACUGACGUGGAAGCCUGUGGUCCGCUGGUGCCUCAACCACCAAAUCUUCAGCAUUAAAUGCGCUUCCCGCCAGAAUCUAGGCUUCCAGCCUAAUUAGUGGGGACGUUCGUCCGCCCGGGGAGCAAGCUGGAUCGCUCUAGGUGGCCUCCAAGGGGUAUCAGCUGUUCGUCCCUUGGCCCUUGGUGGAUUCUCGCCAUGUGGACUGGACUGCCUCCGAUGGCUAUGGGCUUGCUCUGACGACGUUCGUCGUCAUUCUGGUGACCCGUGGUCCUACUCCUUGUCCCCGCAUAGACGCUCGUCGAGAUGGGCCGUUGAACCUGAGUCCCAACUGCAGACGUUCGUCUCCCCUGGGGGUUGUGGGCUUGUCCGGCUAGCUGUGUGCUCUCUGGACGUGCGUCCGGAAGAAAGGGUAAAUGGGCCGAACCUCAACUUGGGCCAUUAACCCAACACAAGUCCCCCACUUCUGAUGUUCUGAGCAUGCACAGGACAUAAGGAAGUAUAAUCUCCCUUGAUGGUAAGACGCCCGUGAACUGGUACUUGUGUUUAUUGCAUCCAUUUGAAAGCGUACGUUCGUGGUCUCUUACUUCAUUACUUUUCUUUUCUUUAUCGUCUGUUGUGUGGAAUCUCCUUCGGCGUCUCGCUAUACUUUUGACGUAAAGUUAGUCUGCGGGGACGUUCAUAUCUGUCCCUCAUUUUGUUUAGGGCAACGGGCAUCCCCUUGCCAUGUCCCCGCACGUACUCGAAUGUGCGGACGUAUCGCGAGAGUUCGUCUACGGGCGCCGAUGCUUGCUUGCCGCUUGGCAACAGUAUUCUGACAGCGACGUCCAUCUUACAAGUGCGAGCAUAUCACCGACCGCUGUCUGUGGUCAAUUCUAAUGCCGUAAGACGACGUUCGUCGGUGGUUGCCCCCCUGGUCAGUAGCAAAUCUCUUAAAUAUGGAGAUAUGAACGUACUUCCCAGGGCCAGCACUUGAUUGAGACGUUCGUCUGUCAUAUGUGUAAACGCAAAUAUCCAUGCUGUGCGUGCUCUACCCAAGCUUCGUAGGGAGACGCUCGUCUGGUCUAAAUGUUCCCGUGGUGCGAAGUAUGGAAAGACGGACGUAGCCCGUUGACGCGUAUGCCUCCCAUUAGCUGCCUAUAUUAGGCGUAGCCGAUGGUCGCGAUCUCUGGGCGUCUCUAGAUCCUUCGGAGCUGUUAACCCCCCUGGCGGGACGUUCGUGGCAUCGAUCCGGGUCCCCUUGCCGUGGUUAUGUGGCGACGAAAUCGAGGCAUCUUAAAUACCGUGGUGGGUACCGGUAGCUGGGUGCCACGUGUUCCACUUCGGUUGGUGGGAUCCCACGGUGCUGUCUAUAAGUACCCAGAAACCAUGUGAUUCAUUCACACUUCUCCUUACGCUGCGCGAUUGCUUCCUCUCUCUAGAUUUCCUUCAAGCCGUGUCGAAUCUCGCACUUCCAAGGUACCGUUCGUUGUCAUGUCUUCUGAAACCCGCUUCGACGAUGGCUGUUCUUCUGGCGAUGACUUAGAAUACUAUGAGCGGGGAAUGCCGCCUCGGCCUCCCCGUUACAGCCUUAGCUUCUCGUGCGUCCGGCGUCAAAACCAACGCCUGACGAAUGCUGACAAGCGUCUGAUCGGCCAGUGGUUUUAUCCCCCAAGGACCUACGAUGAUCGGCGCCUGCGCAACCCCAUGCGCCAUCUGCCCGGCUAUGUGGUGGUCCACCUGGACUCGGUGAUAGCCGGGCUGAACUUCCCCUUGCACAGCUUCCACUUGGAGCUCUUCAGAAACCUUGAGAUAGCGCCUGCGCAGUUCGUCCCUGCCGCCUAUAGGAUUAUUGCCGGCUUCAUCAUUAGAUGCCAUAGCGUCGGUGUGACCCCCACCGUGGACCUGCUACACCACUUCUUCCGGUUGUCCCCCUUCGGACGUACGGGGUACUUGACCCUGAUCGCGCGUCCGUCCAUGGUCCUGUUUUCGAACAAUGCCGGGAAUCCGGACGGCUGGGAAGAACGCUUCUUUCUGGCCGGAGUAGGCUCCCCGAUGCCAUUCUCUGACCGGUGGAAUGCCUAUCCGGUGAAGACGAUUCCGCCGCCCAUGACGGACGAGGAGCUCGGGUAUGCCAGGCGCAUAGCUGGACUCAGCAUCCAGAACCUCCGGUUGCUGGUGGCCGAGCCCUUUAAAGCUCGGGCUGGGUUAGGUGCGUCCGUUUGUACUUGUAUUGUUUUAUCAUCUCUUCGCUGUUAUGGCUCUGAACGUCUUGGUUCUUUUUGUGCAGGAGUUUUCCCAUCUUCGGCCACCAUGGGUCGUACCAACAACACUUCGACUGCCGCUGGCCGUGAGCACAAGGGUCACGACAAGCUCGAGAAGCCGCUCGUCCCCCAAGGUCGAACCUCGGGUGACCAGGGCACGGGCCGAUGACACUUCGGGGGCCGGCGCUUCCAAGAGGCCACGUGUCGAGGGUACUGCUUCCAAGGCCAUCAUAGUGGCCGAUGACUCUGAUGGUGAGCCCCGGGAGUCCCCUCAAGCGGAAACCCAUUCCCCGGAAUAAGUCCCACGUUUCUCCUCCGCGGAAUUCUGACGUUCGCCGCCUCCGAGAUGAGGAUGUCUCUGACGACGGUCGUCCUUUUGUGCCCUCAGAAACCAAUGGGUCCUCCCUUGGUCUGAUUGAAUUUUCCGGGGUUGGUCCCCGCAAGGAGUCGAUGAUGCUCUUUGGCCAGACAGCAUCCUCUAUCUGGUGUGGCCUGAAUCUCAAAGUUCCUCAGGACUUCGCCGCUCAGGAAGCCCCUGAAGAUCUUUUGGAGUGUGGUCAGAGCACUCUGGAUAAGGCCUGGCUCUAUUUCCACAGGGCUCGGAUGGCUUUUGAGCAUCAGGGUAGGGAGAUGGCCAGAGUACGGGCUGAAUGUGAUGCCCUUCUGAGGAAUGCAAAAGGCAGGGCUGGAACUCUUUAAGAGAAAGCCGACGCCUAUGACAAGCUUGUCCAGGAGAAUGCUUCCCACAAAGAGCUCCUCAAGAAACAGGAGGCCGAGCUUGUGGACCUUCGCAGCCGGAUGUGGGCCGUAGAGCAGGCCAAGGUGGAACUCCGCCGCACGGGCGUGGACAAUCAUGUCCCCAUCUACGAGGCCGAUGUUGCCAAGAUUAAGGAGUCUGGUUCCAUAGAGUUCCAGAAAUCCAAGGCUUAUACUGGCGCCAUUCAUACUAUGGCCAUGAAGUUCCUCCCGAGGCUCGUCGGUGAGUUUUUGGCCACCUGCCCGGAUGCCUAUCUGGAUGGGGUUAAGUUGCUCCAAGCCACCCCCACCGGACGGCGUUUCCUUGAUGAUCUCGCCGAUGAUACCUACCGUAAGGGCAUGGUUGGGCUAGUAGCAGAGAAUCUCCCGACGUUUCGAGCGUCACUUCGGGGCUCCUUUCGACCCGGAAGCGGCUGGCUUUGAUCUGCUGAUGGUGGACGCUCAUGCGGGGGCACUUGAGCUGCUGAAGGAGCUUGGGGAGCAGGAGGCGGCCAAAGCCAGGGAAAAGGCCAAGCAGACUCUUUUCAAGGCUCCAACUCCGGACGUCGAUCAACAGUGAUUCUCCGUUCAUUGUCUUGUACGUGUACCAAUUUUUUCAUUAUUUACAUUGUACCUUACACAUUGUAACUUUCCGGUCAUCAGUACCGAAGAAUAAAAAUCAUUGUUUGCUCCAUGUUCGUCUAGCAUAUCUUGCCUCUUUUUUUUUUUUUGGAGUCUUUUAUCAGUCUUUGUUCUUCCCAUGCUUCGUGAUUACUUGUCUCCUGGUUUCGCAGGAGACGUUCGUCAUCCCCACUCUGAGAAGAAGCAGGUUUAUCCACGUCGGGAUUCCCUAUCUCUGUCCGUCCCCAGUCGUGAGUUACUAGUCUUCUGGCUUCGCAGAAGACGUUCGUCAUUCGUCCAACAAGAGGGAGGAACUAGGCUUCGUUCGUCCUUGUCGGGACCCUACUAACCUUCUUACUUCGAAGAAGACGUUCGGUAUUCACCGAUCGCAAGGAGGUCACUGGUAUACCCUAUCGCGGGUUCCCUGCUUCGUCGUCCCAUGCUCGUGGCCCUACUAACCUUCUGCUCUGGUAGAAGGUGUUCGUCGAUCCACGGGAAAUGGGAGGAACUGGUUUAUCUUGCCGAGGUUCCCUUUGGUACGUCUAGCCCCCCCCCCCCCCCCCCCCCCCCACGUUCCUACUAACCUCCGCGUCGGGAGACGUUCGUCAUACGCGGUGAAAGAAGAUCUGGCAUACCUCGUCAAGACUCCCUCUCUCAUAGGAGUUGUAUCACCCCUUCUCCUCUUUUUUUUUUUUUUUUUUUUUGAGGAGGAAAUCAUUUCAAUAGCACUUCGGCUUUCAAUAGCACUUCGGCUUUCAAUGGCACUUCAGCUUUUAAUAGCACUUCGGCUUUUAAUCUCUCUGUAGGGGGCGAAAUACAGGAAGGAAUCCUUUUAUUGUAGAAAGGACGAUUGGUAGUGUUACAUGGUGCUUCGACCAAUUAUGACAAAAAACGAUCUAUCUCUAACUAUUGGUAGAAUUUCUUCAAGUGUUCGACGUUCCAGAUUCCAGCGUGGUUCCCCUCCAAGGUAUGGAGGAGGAACGUCCCCUGGUUAUAUCUUCUCAUGACCCUGUACGGCCCUUCCCAAUUUUUGGCCAUCUUGCCAUCCUCGAGCGGUCUGCUCUUUUCUCUCUUUCUGAGUACAAGGUCCCUAGCUUCAAUUUCGCGGAUCUUCACCGCCUUGUUGAAAUAUCUUUGGGUGGCUCGGUGAUAUUCCUCCAUGCGGCGAUCUGCUAGGUCCCUUCGUUCCUCGAUGAAAUGGAGCUCCGCUCGUAGGUUGGCCUCGUUGUCCUCCGGCUGGAAAUGCUUUGUGCGAUGUGUGGGCACUAGCACCUCCGUUGGCACCUUGGCCUGGAAUCCGUAUGUUAAUGCAAAAGGUGUCUCGCCGGUCGCCGUCCUUGGGGUCGUCCUGUACGUCCAGAGUACGUAAUUGAGAUGCUCUGGCCAGGUGGACGCGUAAUCUUCUAAUUUCUUUUUUAUCCCAUCCAUGAUGGUCCGAUUCAUGUUCUCCACCUGGCCGUUGGCCUGCGGGUAGGCCACCGAGGCCUUAGAGUGCCUGAUGCCCCACUUCGCCAAGUAUGCCUCAAAUCCUCUGCCGACGAACUGCCGGCCGUUGUCGGUGACGACCUGCUCCGGAAUCCCGAAGCGGCAUAUGACAUUCUGCCAGAGGAACCUCUGGCAUUGAUACUCGGUGAUGGAGGCAAGCGGCUCGGCUUCUACCCACUUUGUGAAGUAGUCAAUCGCCACAAUGACAAACUUACUUCCGACAGUCGUCGUCAGGAGAGGGCCCAACAGGUCCAUGCCCCACCUAGCGAAAGGUAAUGCAACCGUCAUCGGAGUGUAGAAACUUGCAGGCCGUCCAGGGACAGGAGCAUACUGCUGGCACACUGCACAUUUCCGAGUGUGAUUGAAACAAUCCUGCUGGAUGGUCGGCCAGUAGUACCCCUGCAAGAUGAUUUUCCGGGCCAAAGUACGAGGACCCUGGUGGCUGGAGCAGAUGCCUUCAUGUAUCUCUUCAAUAACGGCCGCUGCUAAGCUCGGCGGGAGGCAUCUCAAGUAUGGCCCGCCGAACGUCUUCUUAUAGAGUUGUCCAUCAAUGAGCUCGAAAUUGGGGGCACGUCUUUUCACUCAGGCUGCCCUUCCGGUGCUGCCAUCAUCUUCUGGCUCGGGGAGCGUCCCAUCCCUGAGGUAGUCGGCGAUUUCCUUCGACCAAUUAGGUUCGGCGAUGGAGAUGGCCUCCACUUGGAUGACGUCCGUCGCCGGUGCCGGGAGUGUCUCUUGCCUGACGAAGCCCCUAAUGUGUCGGGGGAUGCUCGUCGCGGGGUCGUCGGUCGGGGGAUUGCCUAGCUUGGAUAAUAUGUCAGCCUCGGCGUUCUCCACCCGCGAUACCUGCUCGAUUACCACCUGUUCGAACUGCGCGGUUUGUUCCUCCGCGAGUUCCUUGUAAACCUUCAUUCUCUCUUCCCUGGUUUCGGUCGUCCCGUUCAUCUGGGUAACCACCAGCUGGCUGUCCAUCCUCACCUUCAGACGAGCUGCUCCGAGUGCUUUUGCGCACUUCAGCCCUGCAAUCAGCGCCUCGUACUCAGCCUCGUUGUUGGUGACUUUGAACUCGAAUUUCAUGGAGUAAUAGGCCUUGAAACCCUCCGGUGAAGUGAUCACUGCUCCUCCGCCACAACCUUUCGCACUCGAGGCCCCAUCGGUGUACAUCUCCCACCAGUUGUUGAAAUCUUCGUUGCCUUGGGGAUCAUCCUCGGUGCGCGCAGUACAUUCGGCAAUGAAAUCUGCCAGUGCCUGCCCUUGGAUCGUCGGCCUCGGUUUGAACUCUAUGUUGUAUGAUAAGUCCGUAUUUAGACACGCAUUUGAUGCGUGUUGGGAUCGGCUUUUGAUGGUUUUCCUAGCUUUAAGGUGUUACAAGUCUCAAUUUUAGCUCAAGUUAUGUUUAACAGGCGUUGGUUCGAGUUUUGUGUCAUUUGGAGUCAAAAUCAGGAUUUUAGAGUUCAACAUAGGCACUUGAGGAGCAAUCGGGAUGAUUCGAGAUGCAUUUGAGUGUUGAUUUGAUAGCUUUGGAGGUCACCGGAAGAUUCACGAUGAAGAUUUGAAGGAAAAAAAGCUUUAUGAUUGGCUUAGGGAUCAAAAGAAGAUGAAUGAAGCUUGAAAACGACGAUCAGAAUGACCUUAUGUCAAUCGUUCAAGCUUAUCUCUUUGUAGGAACAACCAAUGGACACGAUUCAAGUUGCAUAGGAAAGCCAACUUCAAGGGAUACAAAUCAUAUGAAGACACCUUUGCGAGAAUCUGAGGGGAAGAAGGUGAAAACAGACGAUGAAGUCAGAUGAUCUCUGCUGCGAUUUCAGAAAGACACCUUCCACCGUUUUGAUCAUAUCUCUUGAUUGGAUGAUUCAAAUCACAUUCAGCAAAUUGGGGUGGAUAGAGGACUUCAUUAUCUACCACUUUCAUGAAGAAAGUUUUGUCAAAUUCGGAAGUUUUACGCACGCCGUGCGUAGGGGAACGCACGACCGUGCGUCUGAGGCGAGAAAAGCAAGGAAGACACUGCCAGCUACGCACGGCCGUGCGUAGGGGGGACGCACGCAGUGUGUAGCUCCGGGUUACGCGAAAUUGAAUCCCAAAAUCGGCCAGAAUUCAUAUUUUUCCCCCUUUUUCUAUAAAUAAGGCCUCCCUAACCCUUUUUAAGCGUUACGAACAUUACGGAGAGGCCUAGGGACGAAUUUAACAACGUUUUUAUGCUAUUUUCUUCCAAGAUCCUGGGAUUAUUUGUAAGUUCAUCUUUUUAAUUAAUGACAAUUUAUUCUAUUCAUCUCAAUUCUGUUGAUUCUUCAAUUAUGAAUUGUGAGUAGUUUAAUUAGGGAUUUGAGGUUGAUGAAGGGGUUAAUCAUGAUGUAUGGCUAGAUUCUUGUCGGUUUAAUUGCAUGAAUGCCGUUUAAUUUGUGUUUGAAUAAUUUAAUUGAUAUCUCUUGUAACCUAGACUGCAGCUAGAAUUACAAUUGCAUGUAGAAUGAAUUAAGAGAGAUCUAAUUUGUUCUAGGACACAUUCACACACACUUAAUCGUUUGCUAAGAGAUUAGUAGCGAUUAAGGGGCCGUAAGCUCGUUCGUUUUGGAAAUAAUUUAGGAUCUUGUCGCAUGAGAGAACAGCCUGGACCCCUAAAUUAUUGUACUCUACGCCGCGAGAGCGGUAAGAACUUAGUAAUGAUUAUCUAGGCUCAAUUAAAUUAAAUUCAUGUAAUUAGGCCGGAUCUGCCAGAAAUCAGGUUACCCCGGAAUCAAUCCCUGUUCCCUUCGUCGUUAAUUGAGAAGAAACCAAUCUUUUAUUUUUAUCGCUCAUUAGCAUUAGUUUUAAUUUUAAUUCAACCAACCAAUCUCGCACAUCGCAUUUUAAUUUAUUUAUUUCUGUUUAAUCGCUGAAUUUAGUUAAUCUUUAAUUCCCUUUUGUCCGUCCCUGUGGAGACGAUACUUGUACUUUCAACCACUUUUCUACAACUAUUUUAAGUGCGAGAAAACACACAUCAGUUUUUGGCGCCGUUGCCGGGGACGGUGUCGGUUUUAAGGGUUAAUUAAUUUCAGCGAGAUUUUUUUUUAGUUAAUUUUCUUUUUGUUCUUCGUAGGAUUUUUCUGGGCUAACCUUUCAGGUAUUUUUCCAAGAGGCAUGAGAUGAACCCAUUCAGCCGAAUUCCUGAAGGAAUUCCUUACCCUCAAACCUCCAUGGAAUAUUCACCAUAUACGCCAUACCCUCCUUACACUCCUCUUCUUCAAAAUUACACACCUCAUCAAAAUUACUCUCCUACACCACAAAAUAUUCAGCCUUCUUAUCCGUACACUCCAACCACGCAACCCUUUCAUUCUGAUUUUUACUAUCCUUCAUCACAUUACCCUUGGGUAAGCGUAAGACGAGGCUCCAUUCUUGAAUUUAUGCUUCUAAAUAAAACGCCUGAGGAAAUAUCUGAAUGUUUUAAGAAUAUCAUUUGUUCCUUCUGUGGAGGAGAUCAUCAUGUAUGUCUUUGCCCCAUCAAACCUCUAUAUGACCAUCCUUUCCGGGAAACUGCUUACCCCACUUCUUCCUCCCCAACAUUUACGAACACAAAUGUUUCAGUCACUCCUACGUCUUUGCCGAGCUAUGAGCCACAGGAUGAAGUGGAAGAGAUAAUUUCAGAGAAGCUGUCUGACCUGGAAGAAACACUCAGGCAAGUCAUGCAAGCAACUGAGGUGUGCAUGGCAAUUCAACAGCAAUCAAACACAAGGAUGCAGAACAUGGAGAAUCAAUUGGGGCAGAUUAUAAAGGCUUUAUCUGAGGAGUCCGAGAGACUUCAUCCUGGAGACACAGAAGCCCAACCUGAGGAGACCAAUAGGGAUGAUCAUGUGAGUGAGUCGGACUGCGAAGGGGGGAAUAUGACGGAUGAUACACUUCCUGAUGUUUUUGAAGACCCUGAUGAGAACGCUGUUAACGAAAGUUGGGAUGCCUUCAUGGGGAGUGAUACAGAGUCCAGAGGAGAGGUUGUGAAUGUUCAUGAUAUCUGUGAGGAAGAAGAAGACUUUUCUAUGGUGCAGUUUGAUUACGGUGUUGCUCCUACUCCUUGCUUUGAGACAUCUUUUGAGCUUCCGGUGAUACCUAGAGUAAUCAAAGUUUUGACUCAUGUUUUCUGUCCACCUGAAGAGGAUGAGAGUUUCAUACUUCACUUCUGUGCUGAUGAGGGAUAUGAAGACCAUGUGCUGCAUUCGUGGGCUGACGAAUUUAAAGAUAUGCGCCACCUAAUGACAUUUGUUGAGAGGAAGCUGGAGACGUUGACUAUAAGUGCACCACUACAGUCUUUGCUAUUGGAGAGCCUAUGGGGUAGUAUCGUCGGGCACACGACGUUAAAAAUAGCGCUUCUCGGGAGGCAACCCGAGCUUAAUUCUGCUUUUGUUUUUGCUUUUGCUUUGUUUGUUGUUUGGUUGUUUUGCUUUGUGUUUUUGUUGCAGCUCAGGGUCUUGUGGUAUGGAUGAUGUGCCGAGGAUUACAUUGACUCAGUUUAGUUCUGCACCGACCAGCGCCUUAGGGAAGUUUUUAUGACUCUAAUAAUCGCCUGUUUGUAAUAAUUGACUUGAGUUAAGUUGAGCACGCGUGACCCUUUCCUCUUUACCCCCUUGUGCAUAGUGCAUUUUUGGUCAUCAAGGGCGAUGCCAAAGUUUAAGUGUGGGGGAGUGAAUUGGGCAUUCGGGCAGUAGUUGUUACAUGUGAUAAUUAGAGUUAGCAUGUGCAUGUGUUAGUUGUAUAUUCAUAGGAAAAGUCGUGUCAAAAUUUGUGAAAAUUUUUCUUUAAACUGUGUCUUUGUGAACUGGCUAGCGUUUUGACUAUGCUUUUACAACAUCUUUGAAGUGUUUAGGCUUAAUUUGCUUGCAUGAUAACUUAGUUGUUGAGAGGAUGAAGGCAUUAGUCACCCAUUGAAUUAAUUCAUAAAUCAUCCACCCCACCUGAAAAAAUCCUUUAGGAGAAGCCACUUUGAGCCUGACCGUUUAUUGUUUACCCAAUUAAUUGAACUUCAUAGCCAAAUGGCCUGUGUUUCCUUACCCGUGAAUAUUUCUGACUUAGUCUUGAUGUUUAGGGAACUAGGGGAUUAAUUUGCUAAGUUUAGGGAAUUUGUGUAGGAGUCAUUUUUGGCACUGUUCCUAUGCCCCAAAUGGGGUAAGAGCAGUCACUUUUUAGUAAUUUGAUAUUUUCGAGGAUUGCAUUGUAGGCAUGGAUUCACUUUAAAUUAAUGAACUUUAAUUGUUAUUUUUCCUUGGUGAGGCCGAGAUUAGAAUGGGGUAAUGUCUAGUGAGAAUCCGAAAGGUGAAAAAUUAUUAUAGCUAGACCUCUUACUUUGCGAAAAAGAGAAUGUGAGCCCCUGUCAAAAAGCGUAAGAUGAGACUCGGGUAUCUUUCGAAAGAAACGGCGUUCUCGUGCCAACAUGACAAGGGAAACUAAACUUAAUUAAUGAACUUGGAAGCUAUUUAAAAUUUAGCUUUAGUCCUCCGCGUACUUCAAGUAUACGUCAAAGCACAAAUGUGCCGAGACGGUUUAGCUUAGUUGUACACCAUGUCUACUCUUUGCAUAAGUUUAAAUGAUUUUUCCUAAAUUGUGGCCUACUAAGUUCUUUGUUCCUAAGAAUAGCCCCGAAAUACCUGAAUGCAUCAAGUCUUUGUUAGGAUGUUCCAAACUCUCAAGAAAGGAACUGUUUAUCCUUACCAUUCACCCUUCACCACCAUUUUCACAAGUCCUUCUGAUCGGUAGCUAGUUUAUUUGUGUGUGCUGUCACUACUUUGAGGAUGUUGUGAAUAAUUUUGUCAAAUAUUUUAGCUAGAGUACAAAGAUGUAGUUUAGGGAAGAAUUUUCUUGGUUUAGAUUGUUUGUCCUGUGAAUAUCCCUUUAACUACGUGUGCAUGCUAACUGUUUUAAAUUCCGUGUGGUGAUUAUUGUAAGUCCCGUUGUUUAGUUUGCUUGAGAACAAGCAAAGGCUUAAGUGUGGGGGAAUCUGAUAAGUCCGUAUUUAGACACGCAUUUGAUGCGUGUUGGGAUCGGCUUUUGAUGGUUUUCCUAGCUUUAAGGUGUUACAAGUCUCAAUUUUAGCUCAAGUUAUGUUUAACAGGCGUUGGUUCGAGUUUUGUGUCAUUUGGAGUCAAAAUCAGGAUUUUAGAGUUCAACAUAGGCACUUGAGGAGCAAUCGGGAUGAUUCGAGAUGCAUUUGAGUGUUGAUUUGAUAGCUUUGGAGGUCACCGGAAGAUUCACGAUGAAGAUUUGAAGGAAAAAAAGCUUUAUGAUUGGCUUAGGGAUCAAAAGAAGAUGAAUGAAGCUUGAAAACGACGAUCAGAAUGACCUUAUGUCAAUCGUUCAAGCUUAUCUCUUUGUAGGAACAACCAAUGGACACGAUUCAAGUUGCAUAGGAAAGCCAACUUCAAGGGAUACAAAUCAUAUGAAGACACCUUUGCGAGAAUCUGAGGGGAAGAAGGUGAAAACAGACGAUGAAGUCAGAUGAUCUCUGCUGCGAUUUCAGAAAGACACCUUCCACCGUUUUGAUCAUAUCUCUUGAUUGGAUGAUUCAAAUCACAUUCAGCAAAUUGGGGUGGAUAGAGGACUUCAUUAUCUACCACUUUCAUGAAGAAAGUUUUGUCAAAUUCGGAAGUUUUACGCACGCCGUGCGUAGGGGAACGCACGACCGUGCGUCUGAGGCGAGAAAAGCAAGGAAGACACUGCCAGCUACGCACGGCCGUGCGUAGGGGGGACGCACGCAGUGUGUAGCUCCGGGUUACGCGAAAUUGAAUCCCAAAUCGGCCAGAAUUCAUAUUUUUCCCCCUUUUUCUAUAAAUAAGGCCUCCCUAACCCUUUUUAAGCGUUACGAACAUUACGGAGAGGCCUAGGGACGAAUUUAACAACGUUUUUACGCUAUUUUCUUCCAAGACCCUGGGAUUAUUUGUAAGUUCAUCUUUUUAAUUAAUGACAAUUUAUUCUAUUCAUCUCAAUUCUGUUGAUUCUUCAAUUAUGAAUUGUGAGUAGUUUAAUUAGGGAAUUGAGGUUGAUGAAGGGGUUAAUCAUGAUGUAUGGCUAGAUUCUUGUCGGUUUAAUUGCAUGAAUGCCGUUUAAUUUGUGUUUGAAUAAUUUAAUUGAUAUCUCUUGUAACCUAGACUGCAGCUAGAAUUACAAUUGCAUGUAGAAUGAAUUAAGAGAGAUCUAAUUUGUUCUAGGACACAUUCACACACACUUAAUCGUUCGCUAAGAGAUUAGUAGCGAUUAAGGGGCCGUAAGCUCGUUCGUUUUGGAAAUAAUUUAGGAUCUUGUCGCAUGAGAGAUCAGCCUGGACCCCUAAAUUAUUGUACUCUACGCCGCGAGAGCGGUAAGAACUUAGUAAUGAUUAUCUAGGCUCAAUUAAAUUAAAUUCAUGUAAUUAGGCCGGAUCUGCCAGAAAUCAGGUUACCCCGGAAUCAAUCCCUGUUCCCUUCGUCGUUAAUUGAGAAGAAACCAAUCUUUUAUUUUUAUCGCUCAUUAGCAUUAGUUUUAAUUUUAAUUCAACCAACCAAUCUCGCACAUCGCAUUUUAAUUUAUUUAUUUCUGUUUAAUCGCUGAAUUUAGUUAAUCUUUAAUUCCCUUUUGUCCGUCCCUGUGGAGACGAUACUCGUACUUUCAACCACUUUUC